AUGCUGUAUUACAGCCGCGAGCCUGCUGAGCCUCAACGGCCGCCAGCAGCAGCGGCCGCAGGGCAAUGGGAGCGUGUCAAGGCCUGGAGACCGCAGGAGAAAGAGGAGGGCCAGAUCCCGCCACAUCCCAGUGCCGGGCCCUCGUUGCUGCACCCUGCCAGCCCUCAACAGCUCCACAACACCCUGGGGCAGCUGCCGCUACUCAGCGCCUUGCUGGCAGAGCUGUCGGUGCUCACCCACAGCACUAUGCCUGCUGCUGUCCAUCCCCAUCUUGCCUGGCUCUACCAGGCCCCAGGGAGUGGUGACAUGGCCCCACAGCCCCCCAGCCCUAGCUGCUCUUCUGCCCUCAAGCUUUCAGAGGCACCUGUGGGGCCUGGUGGGAGCAGUGGAGCUGCAAGCCCUAAAUUCAAGCAAGGCCAGCAAGAGGCUACCUCACCAGGGUCUUCUCCAGCUGGGAGAGGACCUAAGAAAGCUGUACGCCAGGGAGAGAAAGGCUCUGAAAGGAACUGCAAAACUAAGGAAAACAGAUCUCCCAGAAAGAAAUUGUUGUACAGGCUGACAAAUACACUGAGGCUACGGCUGCAGCAGACCAACCCUGAUAAGCUGAUAAUUCAUGAAAGGAGAGAGCAGUACAGAAAAAAGCAAAUGGAGAUGCUGAAGAGGAGAAGCCCUUUAUCCAAAACAAAGCUGCUCAGAAAUGCUGGAGAACAGCAUGUGGUUUCUCACAGGCGUUGUAGCAAGGGAGAUAGUUCAAAGCAGAAUAAUCAGUUUGAUAAAACUGUUGAGACUUCAUUACAAAACAGUGCUCUCCUGGAGUACAUUUCUGUGACAGGAGAUGUGUCCCCUGACCUGCAGAAACAGGCUACUGCAAGUCUAUUGAAGAAUGAUGAAAUUGCAAGCAAGGAACGUCCAUCCAAAGCAACUACAGCCCCCUCACUGGACAAAACUGUAUUAAAAUCGGCUCACAAGGAGAAGGAUGCCAAAGCCCAACUCCCAGCAGCUUUCCCAUUAGAUACUAAUGCAGAGAGAAGUAAUGAGGAAGCAAUACACAUAAUCCAUCGUAAAACCACGGAGCGUGAUGAUGUGUCUGUUGUAAGUGAUUACAAACCAAGCCCCAGCAGGAGUGUUGAAAGCAGCUCUCAAUUCAUAUCCUCAGAUGACUUCAUUGCUAGUCCUGAGAACACAGUUUAUUCGGAAGAUUUUACCAGUGUUGAGUAUACGGGCAAGGACUCGGAAGCUCUUGACAGCAGUCCUGAACCUCUGCGGCUUGAAAGCCCAAAGCAAGGUUGGUCAGAUACAGAGCCGGAAUCCAGCAGGUCCAGAACUUCAAAGACAAGUCAAAGAGCUGAAAGUACUUCAGAUCUUCUGCCAGUUCCUUCAGCUUCAUCUCCAGUCCAGUGUUUGAAGAGAAACCGUGACUUAAAAACCAGCAAGAGAACUAGUGGUGAAUCUGUUGAUUCACUUAACCUUGCUCGAAUGGAGCCAUCAUUAUUAGAUGAAAAGCAGGAAGCCCAACAGAUCAGAAGGGGGCAGACCUCUGCAGGAAAAAGCCAGUCAGUAGCUCAGGUUAGCUCUUACUUGCCAUCUAAUGUGUCUGAUCUUGAACUUAGUGUUCUGGAAAACAGUAUGUCAGACAGAGAGGAUGAUUUUCUGGCAGAACUAUGUGUUCCUAAUCAAUACAAAGACAUCAGUGAACUUGUAAUAAACAAGCUUCCAGGAUACACAAUGUAA
Messenger RNA from Cariama cristata (Red-legged seriema), 1731 nucleotides. RefSeq names its product microtubule-associated protein 10 (gene MAP10). Gene Ontology annotation, biological process: mitotic spindle midzone assembly; cytoplasmic microtubule organization; positive regulation of cytokinesis. The transcript is spliced from 2 exons. Gene Ontology annotation, cellular component: cytoplasmic microtubule; mitotic spindle midzone; mitotic spindle pole. Lineage: Eukaryota; Metazoa; Chordata; Aves; Cariamiformes; Cariamidae. Bases 1 to 1731 code for a protein of 576 amino acids. Gene Ontology annotation, molecular function: microtubule binding. The record is from RefSeq and is a predicted model, not a curated record.